CUUCAAUUCAACUAUUCCUUAAUAAACAUUUGAUGAUAUGGUCUUGUUUACCAGAGGCUUCUUUUGACUGAGCUAAAGAUACAAAAAGAGCACUUCAACAUCUCUAGGACUGACUAGCAUGCUGUAAUAUCGGACAGAGUACUUGUACAUAUAACCCGAUUCUCCCAAUAUUUCGGUCUCCCUUUCCUCCUACUCGCUUUUUAUGUUUAGCAAAGUAUCAAACCCAUCGAGUCAUUUCGACAACCAUGACCAAUUCAAAUAAGGCUUUGUUUUCAAUUUCCCUGUGUUGUGUAUCCAUACUGGUCAAAUCAUGACACAGAUGCUAGUUUGUCUGACAAUAAACAACAGUCCCCGGCAACUGCUGUGACAACGAGGCCUCCCUCUUCUUCGGACUGUGAAGUAUUAGCUUCCAGAAAUCUUGUUCGAUGUGGUGAACUAACCUUCGUAUUGUCGGGGAGUUUUGCCGUAAGCUGGUACGUGAUAUUGGACUGAAGGUUGGGUCAUUAGUAUCCUGGAGAUAUAGUUAACAUGUUCACUGUGGAAGUACAUUCUCUUCCCAUAUGGAAAGUAGUGCCUUCCUAUUACAGUGAGGAGUCGCACUUCUUGACAAUAUCAGCCAGGGAAAGAGAAGAGAAGUGCCGGACGACACCUGCAAUGCUCUGUCUUUCUCAUACUUUUUGUUUCGUCUACUUUGUCCUACUUUCAAUAACUCGCUUGUGGCGCUCUAGUUAUAGGCACUUAGCUAUAGCUAAAGAAUCGUCGCCCUAAGCUUGAGCCGGCAUAUCCUAAA
Molecule: messenger RNA, 790 nt
Organism: Aspergillus caelatus
Lineage: Eukaryota; Fungi; Ascomycota; Eurotiomycetes; Eurotiales; Aspergillaceae
Exons: 2
Coding region: 529-768 (79 amino acids)
Source: RefSeq, a predicted model, not a curated record